AACGAUAAUAUUAAAAAUAGCAACACUGUUCGUGCCUUUAAUCAAAAUGGCAGCACUGUCAGUGAAGUAUUUUUUUAUUCUUUGACAUGUUUUCUUUUUGAGUGUGAUUAAUUUUAUUACGGCAUUAAUUUUCGUUAAAAUUAACUGAAAAUAUUAAUGUCUGCAUAAUUAAGAAGUGAAAUAGUUUAACGAUUUUAACGAGAAGGCAGUUGUAAAUAAAAAUGGCAUCCUUAACACGUCUGUUCGAGCGGAAUUUACGUAAUUCCAGCACUGCAGGCAGGCGGCUUUACAGUCAGACACAAGAAGAACCAGCUGGUAACAAGCAUGAAUUUGACGACGAAGAAUUUCGUGUACUCAACUUGCGUGCCGUAAAGCAGGCAGACCAACAGAAGCGUCGCGUAUUCAAAAAGGAAGCAGUGCUGCCGCCUCGUCACCUCAAAAUGGCAACGGAUCAGGAUUGGACUGCUGUAUGGCCGGGUCCACGCUCAUUUCAACCAUCCUCUGUGCCCCUGCCACUACGUCAAGGUUAUACGGAAAAGGGCGCUGCACCCCCUUCUAAAUUCGCGAAUGCGGAGCUUAUGAAAAUUCCAAAUUUUCUACAUUUAACACCACCGGCGAUUCGACAACAAUGCGAAGCUUUGAAAAAGUUUUGUACACCAUGGCCUAAAGGUUUAGAAACCGCGGAGAAAUGUGAAAAAUAUUUUCCUAUCGAAAUUAAAAGUACAGAUUAUUGUCAUGCGCUACCCACCAUACGUAAUCCGGAAGCUCGUCGUGUUACGCUGAAUAUUAAAUUGUCGGAUUUGAAAUUUGAUGCACAUGCAAAGGAUAAAUUUUUACGUCUAGUUGGCGAUCGUUACAACCCGAAUACGGGUAUUUUGACAAUUGUGGCGGAUAGAUGUCCUUUGAGGAAACAAAACUAUGACUAUGCAAUGUAUUUGUUAACCGCUUGCUAUCAUGAAUCAUUCGUUACCGAGCCAUGGGAACAAAGCAAAACGGAAGCGGAUAUGGAAUAUUACAGUUUUGAACGAAAUAAGUCCAAACAGUCAGCUGAAGCAAUAAUAAAUUGGGGUGUAACUACGGAAGAGACGAAAUCGCAAGUGAGUGCCGAUUUUGCACAAAGUGUAGAACUCCUAAUAAAUGAAGGCGAAAAUGAAUACAAUUUGGGAAAGUAUAAAGAGGAGGUAUUAAAGUUGCUAAAUAUAAGAAACGAAUAAUUGUUCAAAUUUCGUCUUAAUAAAACUAAAUAGAAUGUUGCGAAAAAUGAAUAAAGUGCUUGUUUACCGUUUUAAUAA
Molecule: messenger RNA, 1292 nt
Organism: Zeugodacus cucurbitae (melon fly)
Lineage: Eukaryota; Metazoa; Arthropoda; Insecta; Diptera; Tephritidae
Gene: mRpS35
Product: 28S ribosomal protein S35, mitochondrial
Exons: 2
Coding region: 222-1214 (330 amino acids)
Biological process (GO): mitochondrial translation
Cellular component (GO): mitochondrial small ribosomal subunit
Molecular function (GO): structural constituent of ribosome
Source: RefSeq, a predicted model, not a curated record